Molecule: messenger RNA, 4420 nt
Organism: Acipenser ruthenus (sterlet)
Lineage: Eukaryota; Metazoa; Chordata; Actinopteri; Acipenseriformes; Acipenseridae
Product: syndetin
Exons: 22
Coding region: 152-2302 (716 amino acids)
Biological process (GO): endocytic recycling; retrograde transport, endosome to Golgi
Cellular component (GO): EARP complex
Molecular function (GO): SNARE binding
Source: RefSeq, a predicted model, not a curated record
GUGCGAAAAGACAUGUCCACAUGACACGGAAAUCAACAUGGCUUCUUUGUAUCAUCUCUUGUGCUGCAGAACCUGAAAUUGUCCGAACACAGCAAUGAACAUGAAUUUCAAUUGAAUUCAAUACGAUAUAUUUAACAACUACGAAGACACAAUGCAGAAGAUAAAGUCACUCAUGACCCGACAGGGUCCCAAAAGUCCCCAGGAAAGUUUGAGUGACCUCAGUCCUGUGGAAAACAUUAGGAUUCCCAGUAAGGAAGAACUACGGGAAAUGAGAGAGCAACCUAUCGAUCCACAAGCAGAACAAGAGAUAAUUAAUAGUAUUGAGGAUGUUUACUUCUCCAAUGAUUCUUUUGACAUUGUGCAGCAUGAGCUAGAGAAACUUCCUCCUGUUCUUAAUCUUCAAGAAAUAGAAGAAUACAGAGAUAAACUGAAGAAGCAACAAGCAGCUGUGUCAAAGAAGGUAGCAGAUCUAAUCCUGGAAAAACAGCCUUCAUAUGUUAAGGAAUUGGACCGUGUUACUUCACUGCAAGCAAACCUUCAGUUGGGAGCAGUCAUCUGCACAAAUGCAAGAAGGCAACUCGGUUUUGCAAAAGAAGAUUUUACACAAGCAAGCCUUGGCCUUCUUGCCAAUCAAAGGAAGAGGCAGUUGCUGACUGGACUGCUGAAAUCUCUGAGAACAAUAAAAACACUGCAAAGGACUGAUGUAAGAUUAAGCGAAAUGUUAGAGGAGGAAGAUUAUCCUGGAGCUAUCCAGCUGUGUUUGGAAUGCCAAAAGGCAGCCAGCACAUUCAAACACUACAGCUGUAUAAGUGAAUUAAAUUCAAAACUGCAAGACACUCUUGAACAAAUAGAGGAACAAUUGGAUGUAGCCUUGUCAAAAACCUGCAAGAGCUUUGAUAUCAAUCAUUACACCAAAGUUCAGCAGGCAUACACGCUUCUGGGAAAAACUCAAACUGCAAUGGACCAACUGCAUAUGCACUUCACCCAAGCAAUUCAUAACACGGUGUUCCAGGUGGUUCUCGGGUAUGUGGAGCUGUGUGCUGGGAAUGCUGACACCAAGUUUCAGAAGAUGCAGUACAAGGACCUCUGUACACAUAUUACUCUAGACAGCUACAUUCCCUGCCUUUCUGAUCUCUGCAAAGCCCUCUGGGAAGUCAUGCUUAGCUACCAUCGAACUAUGGAGUGGCAUGAGGAGCAUGACAAUGAAGAGACAGUUCCAGCCUCAGAUGGCAGCAGCACGGAUGGCACGGAGGAGUCCAACUUUGAUCGCAGUUAUGUGAAAAAGAAAUUAGAGCAUGGGCUGACCCGCAUCUGGCAGGACGUUCAAUUAAAAGCCAAAGCCUAUUUGCUUGGAACGGAUAUGUCCAACUUUAAGUAUGAUGACUUCAUUUUUGUACUGGAUAUUAUCAGCAGGCUGAUGCAAGUCGGAGAGGAGUUUUGUGGCAGCAAGUCGGAGGUUUUGCAAGAGUCUAUUAAAAAGCAAAGUGUGAACUAUUUCAAAAACUAUCACAGAACACGCCUCGAGGAGCUAAGAAUGUUCUUAGAAAAUGAAACCUGGGAACUUUGCCCUGUUAAGUCGAACUUCAGCAUUGUGCAGCUGCAUGAAUUCAAAUUCAUGGGCCAGUCACGCUCUCCUUCAGUAUCCCCUAGCAAGCACGCCUCCACUGCAUCCACAGCGACGAUGUCCCUGUUUGAACAGUACCAUAAUGGAGGAAAUCCAUUUGAGAUGCAGACAGACAGCAAAGAUGACGAAACAGAAGAUGUCUUGGCUUCUAAUGGGUAUGAGUCUGAUGAAUUGGAGAAGUGUGCCUACCAGGAUUAUGACAGUGACAGUGAUGUUCCUGAAGAACUCAAGAGAGACUAUGUGGAUGAGCAAACUGGAGACGCUCCUGUAAAAAGUGUGUCUCGAGAUACCCUCAGGAGCAGGAAGAAGUCAGACUACAGCCUUAAUAAGGUGAAUGCACCCAUCUUGACGAACACUACCUUGAAUGUAAUCAGGCUUGUUGGGAAGUACAUGCAGAUGAUGAAUAUCCUGAAACCAAUAGCGUUUGAUGUGAUCCACUGCAUGUCCCAAUUAUUUGAUUACUACUUGUAUGCAGUCUACACAUUCUUUGGCCGAAAUGAUAUGUAUGCAGAAGCAGCUAUCUUGUUUGUUUAUGUCUGUGUUUUCUAUGUGGUGUCGGGACUAUCUGUAUUCAUGAGAUACGCCCCUCCUCUCAGCCCCUAUCGGUCUCACUCAGCCAUUGAAUGGUUUUCUCGGCUUUUUCCGGAGAAAAAACAACUAGAGACCUGUUUUCUUUAGUCUUUUUGAUGACAUAGCUGUACAUGUAGUAGAUUUAAAAUUGAGAUGGUGAGGUUGAGAUGUAUAAUUUAUCACACAUCCUGUAAUUCUUAUUUUAGCUUUGCUAAUGACCCAGCCCUUUAGUUGCAUCAUUUAGAGGUUUGAGUUAAUGAAAUAUAUACCCAGGCUGAAGGCUUUCUCACCCAGAUAUAAAGCAUGAGCUCUCCUGGUUAUCCAUCUUAAUGAUUUGGAGCACAGGUUGAAAGCCAUGAUUUAAAUAGUUUCACCCUUUUGCCAAACAACAUAAAAUGUAUAGCUGCACACAAGCCUGCAUUGGUUCAUUUGUCUGAAAUGUAAUUUAAGAAAGAAGCAAGAUACAGUGCUAGCCCGUUAUAACGUGACCUGUUACAGUGUGGAAUCGGUUACAACACGGUGAGGUCGUGGUUCCCAUUUCCCCCAUAAUGCAAUUUGACUUGCAAACAUUGGGUGAACGUUCCAGAUACUUUAAGUGAUCCUGGUGAUGUUAUCAUGAAUUAUGCUAGGAUCAAUUGUAAUAGAAACUCCAAGAAAAGAAAACCUACAACACUGUGAGCGAGCAGUGCCUGGUUCUAUUGUAUCCCUGAUUUCCUCCAACAAAUCCAAAAUAAUGCUAUAAUGUCAUCCUCAGGGAGAUCAAAAAGGUAAUGCGGACCCUAAAUAUUCUCUCCCUUCUCAGUUGUUCUGGGUUUUUCAGGAAGGUUAGGAGCCUGCACUCUAUGUCGUAAGAAAUACGUUGUGACUGCUGCCAUAAUGCUCUUUCAUAUCAGCUGCUUUCUGACAUUUUCUUUGCGCCCAAAUAAGACCAAUUUGAAAUCUGACUUAUUUGUGGACACUUUUAGGGCCGGCGCAGCUGUUCUGCCGCUUCAUAAAUCUCAUUUUAAUAUCACAGACUUUAUUCACAAAUGAGCCCCACCUACAAUUUGCCCAUGCAUAUAAUUAAGGCUUGACACACCUUAAAAUCCAUGGCUAAUGAGCGACGAAGCGCAUUGCACGACGGAGUGCAUUUUGGCGGUGCUAACACGGCCUUAACUUGCCAAAAGUGUCAUGAUACACACGGGGCAAUUUUAAGGCCGGUGUAAGCUCGGCGCUAUGGCCUUAAUGCCAUCGCAAACGCUUGAUACAUGUCCCCCGUAGUACUUAUAAAGCUCCCGCGCUUGCACUGUAUUUUUGUUUUUUUUCAAAGUAAAAACAAACUGUCCGUUAAUGUUACAAAACAAGUACGAAUCAAGUGUGUAUAAACAACUUGGAUUCUGUGCUAUUUAUUUAUAGUUUACAGCAUUUAUUAUAAAAAAUAUACAAUUUAAAUGAGUGGUGUAAACUUUAAACUGGUGGAAUAGCAGUUUCUAUUAUACUGUAUAUAUUGGAACAACCCAGGAUUUAUACUGUUGCAGUACUGGUCUACAGACCCUGUGUUUGUGUGUGUUUGUUAGCAGGGAAGCGGUAAGCUUGCCUCAGCCGAGGUGAUAUCCAGGGAGGCGAGACAUGAAAGCAUACAGUGGGGUACACAUGCAAGUAUAUUAAAGAAUGUGGGAGAAACUCUGGAAAUCCCAAAGUUCACCAGAAUUGCAUGCUUCUAAACAUGCUUUUCCCCUAAGGUCCCAUUGAACCCACUAUAGAUCCCCUACCUAGGCAAGACAUUCCUCCACUGUCCCUUAUGUGGAUAAUGGAUGCUGCAACAUGAAAUCGAUCAGCCACUAAUCUUGAUAUUAACUGCAAAGAAUUAGUAGCAAAUUCCAAUUUUACUGUUCCUCAAAAGAUCACUGAUACACACUUAAUUACUGUACUGAAUGUUAUUCAAAAUAUGUUCAGUGUAGAUGAGAAGAUCUGAUCCUUAGCCAAAUACACAGAUUUAACGUGCCAACCAUUGUGAUUGAAAAUAUUAAUUACAUGUCUUUGUAGUUGUGCUGAAUUAAAAAAACCGUAAAACCUUGAACAGACGAUUGGAGAUCCACAAUUCCACACCAUGUGUGACCUUGAGAAGAUUACUUUACCUCCUUGAUCCCACCCAGUUGUCAAAAUGACAUGUUAUGAAUGGAUUUGAGCAGUCUGUCUUGCUUAUUUAUAACAAAUUGAUAUACAGUCUUAAUUAUUGUUUUGAUU